AUGAAGAAGUUCAUGAUCAGUCUCUACAGCCAUGACAAUACCUCUUACUAUCGCAUCACAAAGCUGAACAAGAACAAAGAGCUUCAUCUGUCUGUCCCUCAAGGGUAUCUUCCUAUAUAUGGAGGAGAAGAAGAAUGCAAGAGAUAUGUCAUUCCAUUGAAGCUUUUGCCCAACCCAAAGUUCCAAGAAUUGUUGAAGCAGUCUUAUGGUGAGGAGUUGGAGCCUCAAAUUGAAGGUGCCAUUAAGCUAUCCUGCACAACUCAGAGAUUUGAAAAGAGCUCACUCUUCCUAUUCUUCUCAUCUUCAUCUUUCUCUUCUAUAGAAGAAAGCUCUGGUCAGUCAGUCAUGGAGAAGCUCAUGAGUCUCUACAGCCAUGACAAUACCUCUUACCAACGCAUCACAAAUCAGAAAAAGGAUAAAGAGCUUUGUGUUUCUGUCCCUAAAGGGUGUCUUCCUAUAUAUGUGGGAAAAGAAUCCAAGAGAUAUUUCAUUCCAUUGAAGCUUUUGGCUGAUCCAGAGUUUCAAGAAUUGUUGAAGCAAUCUUAUGGUGAGGAGUUGGAGCCUGAGAUUGAAGGUGCCAUUAAGCUUUCCUGCACAAUACAGAGAUUUGAGCAGGUUCUCAAGCAAUUGAAGAGAAAAUGA
Messenger RNA from Telopea speciosissima, 642 nucleotides. RefSeq lists its product as uncharacterized. The record is from RefSeq and is a predicted model, not a curated record. Bases 1 to 642 code for a protein of 213 amino acids. NCBI's taxonomy places the organism in Eukaryota, Viridiplantae, Streptophyta, Magnoliopsida, Proteales, Proteaceae. Gene Ontology annotation, biological process: response to auxin. The transcript has 2 exons.